Molecule: messenger RNA, 1581 nt
Organism: Closterium sp. Naga37s-1
Lineage: Eukaryota; Viridiplantae; Streptophyta; Zygnematophyceae; Desmidiales; Closteriaceae
Source: the annotation of a GenBank genome assembly
AUGGCCUCCGCGCCUUCCGUGCGCGGAGGGACAUGGACUCCGCCGCCGCCCGCUAGACCAGCAUUCCCCCCUUCCGCACCUCCCCAUUCCGCGCCUCCCCCUUCCGCGCCUCCCCCUUCCGCUCAACCCCCUCCGCCGCUCCCCUUCCAUCUCUGGCGGCGCCGACAGCAGCGCCGCGUGCGCUCCGCGUUCUCCGCCGCGUCUGGCGCGCGGAAGCAGUGGGACGCCGCCUCGGCGGACGGGCUGCGCGCCGCGACAGCUGUCGUGAACCGAUUGGUGCAGCUGAAGCAGCUUCCCAGCAAGGACAUGGGGGCGUUGACCAGCAUGGGGGGCAUUGUGCUCAGGGCUGCAGAGAAGCUUAAACGCCUCAUGGCUGCAGCUGUUGAAGCCCUCGGCUCUGCUUUACUGCCCGUCUGCCCUCCCCCACAAAUGCCGCCUCCCUUGCAUGCACCUGAUGCAACAGUCGUUUCUCCAGCAGAACCUGAUUCAACAGUCAUGCCGUUCACUUUCGGGACAUCACUGGCAACACUAGCAGCAACACCACCAGCAGCAACAGCAGCAGUCACAGCAGCAGCAGCAGCAGCAGCAGCAGCACCAGCAAUAUCAUCAUCGCCAUCGCAAUUUCGAACAGCAUCAGCAGCUUCAGUGUCACCCUCACCGUCAGCUGCAGUGUGGGAUGCAGAUAAGGCGUGGGAGGAGGCAUGGCAGGAAAGAGACAUGUACCCUAAGGAACCCAUCUUCACCGCUCUCCAUCUCUCCGUUUUCGAGGGGUGGGCUGUUGACGUGGCAGAUAUGUUUCACAGGGAGCUGCUGGUCAAGCGGCUCAUAGUAUCUUCGCUCACCGCAGCAGUCACCCUUGAAGCCACCACUGCACGCGCCACCGCCACCACCAUCGCUCCAAGCACCACUGCUCCAAUCACCACCUCCCAUAGCCCACUGAGACUCCCUCUCAACAUCCCUCCAUUGUGCCUGCCAUUCAUUGGCCAACCACCUACCACUGUGACUGCUCCCAGAGUUGCUGCUGCUGAGUGUCUGGCUGCUGCUGCACUCGAUGCUAGUGCUGUUGCCACGGAACAAGGAGCGAGCACGGGUGGAAGGACGGAAGCAGGAGGAGGCAGACUAGGAGCAGCAGGAGAAGUAAUAGCAGGAGCAGGGGGUGAUGCAGCCACAUCACGGCACGAGGACAGCCGUGAGACACCAGCAGCAAGAGAAGAAGCGGCAGAGGGGGAAGCAGCAGGGUGCUUGCAGGGAGAGGGGAUGGGGACUAGUAGUGGAGAUACAGAGGCAAUGGUUGGUGGAGAGAGUGAUGAAGGACGUGUUCAGGGAGGGGCUGCAAUGGAGCAAGGACAGAAUGGAUGGAAGGGACAGGCGUGGGCACACGGGUUUGGGGCAGCAGGGGGAGGCGAGUGGGUGGUGGUGCAGCAGCAGUUGGAACAGUCGGGGUUGCUUGCCCGCUCGCCCACGCCACAACAACUACAGGUGUGUCUGGUGGCGUGGCUGGUGGAGAUGCACAUUGACUCUCGGCACCUAUCCUUCAUCUUUGCUGCCGUAGAUGAGGAAGUGAAAAGCGCAGCAGCGUAA